Messenger RNA from Aspergillus campestris IBT 28561, 411 nucleotides. RefSeq lists its product as uncharacterized. Bases 150 to 362 code for a protein of 70 amino acids. The record is from RefSeq and is a predicted model, not a curated record. The transcript has a single exon. NCBI's taxonomy places the organism in Eukaryota, Fungi, Ascomycota, Eurotiomycetes, Eurotiales, Aspergillaceae.
GCUUCGAACCUGCGGCAUCAAACGGAAGCAUACACUCUCUCUCACGCACACAAGGGUAUAUCAAGCGGGAGGCGCUGAUCAAGUAAAAAAGAGGAGAGGUAGAGCUGCGAAGAAGUAAUAAUAAAACUGAGGCAGCCACGCCAGAGGGUAUGGUAUGUAUGGUAUGUACAAAACGUGGUGUAGUGUGUAGAGUGUCUGUCUGUCUGUCGGGGUAUUCUAACGCUGAACGAGGGGGGGGGGGGUGGGUAGUAGUAGUAGCAGUAAUAAUAACAGGAGGCAGUGCGGCAAUCAAGGAGGAAGAGAAAGAAAGAAAGAAACCGUCCAAGGCCGAGAACGAAGCAAACAACAGCGGAAAAGAAUAACAAACACCCAAAAAGUCAAUUGACUUAAACCUCCAAUUUUUGAACUACC